Messenger RNA from [Torrubiella] hemipterigena, 1054 nucleotides. Lineage: Eukaryota; Fungi; Ascomycota; Sordariomycetes; Hypocreales; Clavicipitaceae. The record is from the annotation of a GenBank genome assembly.
CUUGCACUAGGCGACAACGGGUUCUCCCCUGAGAUACCGCACGUUUUCUUUUGACACCCUGAUUCAUCUUGCUUCUUUGUCAUGCGAACUGGACCUGGACGGUCCGGCCUGUCGCCGAACCACAAUAGCCUGAGACCUUGCCGCUUCUUUGGGAGUUAGUUCAUUCGAAUCAACCCUUUGCGCGCUCCACAGACAGUACUAUGUCAUAUUCAUCCCUCGACUAUCACAUUAAUGACGGCCCUUGAUGCUCUUAGCGCCGCGUGAGAUCCUCUGAAGUCUGUUACUGGACCCAAAUCCUGGGGCUCUAGUGGUAAUUGGAUCUGCCCAUGUUACAGUUCGCGACAAAUUGCAAUGUCUCGAUAUCCCUUGUGGUAACCACCAGCUACCAGCUUCAACAAGCGAGAAUAUGGAUCGUGCAUAGUCUGUAAAAGUUGUAUAAGUACGGCUGUAGUUUCUGCCUUCGAUGCUCAGUUCUUUUCCUCAUCAACCAACAGCUCAACAGUUCAAUCCUCACUUCUCUUCCACACUCUCCUUAACAAACUUCUUUAAUCGUUUUUAACUUUUAAACACCACCUUUCCAACCUUCAAAAUGCAGUUCAUCUCUGUCGUCGCUCUCUUCGCCGCUGCCGCCAUGGCUUCUCCCACCCCUCGCACUACCCAAGCCGGUACUUGCAACGUUGCUGGUGUCCUCUAUGGUCAGGCUCAGUGCUGUGCCACCAACGUUCUCAACGUUGCUGCUCUUGACUGCAAGAACCCCACCGAGGGCGACAGCCACUAUUUCACUUGCGGCAGCGAGAAGCCCUCUUGCUGCAGCAUCCCCGUUGCCGGCCAGGGUCUUCUCUGCAAGGAUGCCAUCCUCCUCUAAGAAGCUCGCCCGUAGACGGUUGCUGCUCGCAGCACCGAACAGCAGUAGGAUGCCAACUUUGGCAUCUUAACACUUCGGAGGAUUAUAUUGGACUUUCAACUUCAACUGUGUACAAUUCACACAAUCUAGUUCAUAGAUUACUUCAAUACCUAAUAAACUAAUGUUGUAUACAACUAGCUGGGUUUUUUC